Messenger RNA from Nakaseomyces glabratus, 1851 nucleotides. It is a transcript of the gene BMT2, whose product is annotated as BMT2. NCBI's taxonomy places the organism in Eukaryota, Fungi, Ascomycota, Saccharomycetes, Saccharomycetales, Saccharomycetaceae. Gene Ontology annotation, molecular function: mannosyltransferase activity. The record is from RefSeq and is a predicted model, not a curated record.
AUGUCUCUCCUGUUCGGUGAGAAGAAACCUUGGCGUGUGACGUGGAGGCUGGUGGUGCUUGCGAUAGUCUCUGUGCUAUGUCUGCUGUCGCUGAGUACAAUACCGGAUGUAUACGAGAGGACAAUAUCCACAUCGCGCAAUACUACCUGCGAGACUGAGGGUUCGCACGACAUGUCUUGGAAGAACCGCAAGACGUUAGCACACAUGGUGAGUAAUUUCAGGAAGAUGGAUUACAAACAGUUCAAAUUUGUCAACUAUCUGGGGAAUCGUCCCAUACCAACGGAUAUAGAUGAGUUGCAAUCGUGCAAACAUAUAGAACAUGAUGCCAUGCUAGAGCAUGGUAAUGUCACGUACCCCAUUAGACCCAAUUUUAAAGUAUUUAAUGAAAUAAUCAAAAAUACCAACGCAAGGAUAUAUAAGUUCCUGGAAGGUAUGGCGGGAGAUGAGCCCAUAGAAUCAACGUUCAAGAAUAAGUGGUUUAUGUUCGGAACCACCGCAGAAUGGCUAGAGCAAGAACAAUGCUAUGUUGCCUUCAGCAGAUUAAUCAUAUCUAAGGGAAGGAACAGAGCACACCCGUCAGUAUCGUUGAUUACCGCCCAAGCAUUUGAUAAAGAUUGGAAUGAGCUGUAUGGAAAACGUAUCAAGUACCUAGAUGUAGAGACACCAGAAGAUUUCGAGGAACAACUGAAAGCCAUAGAUGAGAAGUAUAACGUUGAAGAGGAUUGCUAUACCAACGUAGAAGAAGGUGGUAUAGAGUCAAACCAAGAAGCCGAUACCAACUCUUGUAUCAAGAAUAGAGAAGAGAGAGCAAUGCUAGCAGAGGAGGAGAAACAGGAACUUACUGAUAAAUAUUUUAGAGUCUACCCAACAAUUCUAGAUAUCCCAUUCAAAAACAAAGGGAACUUGGACUUUAUGGGUCCUGAAGACCCAAAGGUAAUUGUUAGGACGAAUACAGAUGGAAAGCAAGAACCUCUAGUGGCAUACAACAUGAAUGAUAAAAACUAUGAUAGAAGGUUGAUGUUUGUGAUACUACCGCACAGGAAAAUCAAUCCUAUCGUGCCGCUAGUCGACAAAACAUUCUCCAUUUCUGGAACACAAAAGAAUUGGACUCCAUUCUUUCAUGAGGGUGAUGCUUCCUCAGAUGGAUCCCGUGGGUUCGUUCAUGUGAUUCAAUACAUGAUUCCUACUACAAUAUUGCGCUGUUCUCUUGAUGACGGAAGGUGCAUCUUUGUGUUUAAGGCAAACGAGAUAGACAGUCUCAAGAAGGUUGAAUUCAAGGAUUUGAGAGGUGGGUCCUCAUUUAUCCGAGUGCCACAAGGUAUACCUGAACUAGAUGGUCGGAAACUCUGGGUUGGCAUGAUCAAGAGCCAUAUAAAAAAAUGUGGUGGGGCUACUGAUUUCUAUAGACCACAUCUCGUUAUAAUGGAAGAGAAAGACGGUAAAUACAAUCUACUGUCUCUAUCCAGUGCUUUACAUUUUGACCGGGAAGUGCUAGGAUGGGACAGAGAGACCAGUUUUAUGGUUCAUGUCAACGUCAUGUCCCCGAACUCCAUUUCAUCAUGGAACAUUAUAUCGCAUGAUCACGAAAACGAUUCAUACGAGGAUUACAUGGAGCUGUCCUUCAGUGAAUCUGAUUGCACUAGUUACAUUCUGACUGUGAGAGGGGUCCUUGACUAUAUUUUAAAGAUAUUGCGGGAUGGUUCCGACGCCAAAUUCCUAGAUUGGAAUGCUGAUGAUUUGGCUGCCAAGGUCGGUAAACCUCCAAAAUGCGUAUGCUCACAUUUGAGAGAACACUGCGACAAGUAUGGAGCAGAACGAGUUCCCGACAGGGAAAUCCCUUGGGUUAGUUGA